Grosmannia clavigera kw1407 is the source of this 864-nucleotide messenger RNA. Its product is annotated as alanine racemase family. Gene Ontology annotation, cellular component: intracellular anatomical structure. The transcript is spliced from 3 exons. Lineage: Eukaryota; Fungi; Ascomycota; Sordariomycetes; Ophiostomatales; Ophiostomataceae. Gene Ontology annotation, molecular function: pyridoxal phosphate binding. The coding region runs from base 1 to 864 and encodes 287 amino acids. The record is from RefSeq and is a predicted model, not a curated record.
AUGGGUGUCCAAGACGACGCCGCCGCCAUGAGAGUCGAUCCUGCACGAGCUGCCGUCCUGGCCGCCAACAUCCAGGCCGUGCAGGAGCGGAUAGCUGCAGCAGCCGCGGGCCGUCCCGUCCGGCUCGUCGCCGUCAGCAAACUCAAGCCGGCCAACGACAUCGUGGCCCUGCACGAGGGCCCGGCCAAACAGGUGCAUUUUGGCGAGAACUAUGCGCAGGAGCUGCGCGACAAGGCGGUACUGCUGCCACGUAGCAUCCAAUGGCACUUUAUCGGUGGCUUGCAGUCGGGCCACUGCAAGGGCCUCGCCCGCAUCCCCAAUUUGUGGUGCGUCUCCAGCAUCGACUCGGCCAAGAAGGCCAAGCUGCUGGAAGCCGCUCGAGCCGCCUUUGUCCGGGAGCAGCAGACAUUGUCAUCAUCGUCGUCAUCGUCUGUCCUGCCGCCCAUCCACGUGCACGUCCAGGUGAACACGUCCGGCGAGGAGAGCAAGUCGGGCUGUGCGCCCGGCGACGACACCGUGGCGCUGUGCCGCACCAUCGUCGACGAGUGCCCGCACCUGCGGCUGCUCGGCCUCAUGACGAUCGGCGCCAUCGCGCGCAGUCGAGCCACCGACGCGGACGCGGCCGCUGCCGGCAUCGAGAACCCCGACUUUGUCGCGCUCCGGGAACAGCGCGACCUCGUGCAGGCGGCCCUGCCAAUGUCCACGUCCACGACGGACCAGCCAGCGGCCGGACCGCUCGAGCUCAGCAUGGGCAUGAGCGACGACUUUGUCGGCGCCAUCACGUCCGGCAGCGGCGAAGUUCGUGUCGGCAGCACCAUCUUCGGACUGCGGCCGCCCAAGGCAGAGGCAAAGCUGACAGUGUAG